This is a messenger RNA of Heterostelium album PN500, 2244 nucleotides long. RefSeq lists its product as uncharacterized. The record is from RefSeq and is a predicted model, not a curated record. Lineage: Eukaryota; Evosea; Eumycetozoa; Acytosteliales; Acytosteliaceae. Gene Ontology annotation, cellular component: nucleus. Gene Ontology annotation, biological process: nuclear DNA replication. The transcript has 2 exons. The coding region runs from base 1 to 2244 and encodes 747 amino acids.
AUGUCAUUAAAGAGAAAGGAUUUAAAUGUCAAUAAGCUCGAAUCAGCUGAAAAAGAUGAAAAAGAUCAACAAGUAGACAACAAUGUUGAUGAUUUAGAUUCAGGUAGUGUCAAGCAAGUUUUGAAGAAAAAGAAAAGCAAUGAUAUCAUUGAUAAAAAUACUAGUACUGCUGCUGCUACUAGUAGUAAGAAUGAGUCAUCGAUAUUAAAUCUAAUAGAUAGCAAUCGGAAUAAUAAUAAAGAUGUACAGACACCAAAGAAAGCAGCAUCUUCAAUCUUUCAUAAUUUCACACCUUUGAAAUCAACGAUAUCAGCGGUAUCACCUUUCAAGAAUGAUUUCAUAGGUAUACUCUCAACAAAGAAACAACAAACCAACAACAACAGCAACAACAACAAUAAUAAUAAUCAACCAAAGAGUAUCAAUAAAUCAAUGCUGUUCAAACCGAGUGUUGCCAACAUCUUUAUACCCGAGUCACCAAUGAACAUCAAACUUAAACCAACUCAAAAGAUAAGAUCACUUAAACAAUCAUCCAAUGAUCUACUAUCGAAAUUCAAACAACAAGAAGAUACUGAUAUGAAUGAUGAUUCAGAGGAGCAAGAACAACAUCAACAACAAAACAACUUGACAAAGAAGAUUAAUGGUAGAAAAAAUCUAUCUGUAUCAUCACCUAAUAUAAUAUUUAACUUUGGAAAUAAUAGUAAUAAUAAUGAAGAAAAAGAAGAUGAAGGAGUACAAGAUAAUAAUAGUAAUAAUAAAAGUGAACAGCAGUUAUUAGAUGAAAUGAUAAAUAAUAUGGAAAUGAAAUCAAUAGAUAACAUAGAGAAGAGUCAAGUUAAUAAGUUAUUAUACAAUCAGGUACCAGAGUCUAUACAUUGCAAUGAAUUACCUCUCGAUCAGAGUUUAAAAACACAGAUUACAAUCACAUCACCAACCAUCGAUUUCAGAAUGUACAACGAUUCACUCACCGAUUCAUCAAUGCUAUCAAGAUUAAUUGGUUGUAAACAGUCAAAUCAACAAAAUUCACAAUCCAACAUCAAUAAUAAUAAUGAUAUUAGUAGUAGUAGUAAUAGUGAUAAUAGUAAAUUAGAAACAUUCUUAUCAUCUUUAAUACAUUAUAUAUCACCUUCAAAUACAUUACCAUGGGAUACUCAGAAUGAAAUCGUUUCAAAAGAUCCAUUCAAAAUGAAAUGGGUAGAGGAUCGUUGGAAAGAAUGGGAAUUAAGUUUUGAUUCACUUUUCAAUUCAUAUUUAGUUGGAUCGGUUGAUAAUUUCUAUUUGAUACACGGUGAAUGGUCUUGUUUGUUUAUGUAUUUGGAUGGUGUACACUAUGCCAAGAUCAAUCCAACGAGCAAGAAGAUGAGAGAUUUGUUGAGUGAUGAUGGAAUUGAAUGGACUACACCAUACCUACAGUCUAACCAGGUAGAGGAAGAGAGGAUAUCUGUAGAGUUACUUCAGGAGCUGAAAGAACUCUCAAAGAAAAACAAGUCGAGCAAAACGGUCACAAAGAAACUCGAUCCAUCAUACUACCAGACACCACGUUCCUCUACGAUUGCGCUUGUCACCGGAAUGGAAGAUAUCGUUAAACUCGGUCAUUUCUUCAAGUCAAAACUUAUUUGGUCAAAUAAAUUACACGCCAAACUUAAUGAUACCAAUGGAAAUGGAAAUAACAACAAUAACAAUAAUAAUAACUCUGUUAAUCAUUCAACAACAUUGUCGAGAUCUGUGCAAUUGAAUACAUUGUUCACCCCAAGGAAAAUCAACAAACAAAUAUCACAACAACAGUUGCAAAACGAUGAAGAUCUGACUGCCAAUGAAUCACAAUACUAUCUAUUGAGCAAAGAUGUACCGAUUCUACUAUCUAAGCAACCGUUCAACGGUGGAACUCUUAGACUCAAUAGAAUUCUCUCGAAUGAAAUCUAUACGAAACUGACAGUGUCCUCCUCACAGCCAGGAUCGAACGAUGGCGAAAAAGGUUAUAAACUGGAAAUCGAUGGUCCACUCACACCCGAUAGCUGUAAGAAUCUAUUGGAGUUGAUGACCACUCACAAGCAACCGUAUCAAUGCCAACAGUAUACAAAUGAAACAACCUAUGGAUUUAACAAUAACUCGCUACAAUUGGGUCGUAAUGUUAUUCGACAACUUCAAUAUAAUCCAGUUAAAGUUGAACAAAAAAAGAAAUCUAAAUCUACAACAUCAACAACAACAACAACAACAAAUUGUUUUACAAUAAAUCCAGUUGGUUAA